Molecule: messenger RNA, 4629 nt
Organism: Toxorhynchites rutilus septentrionalis
Lineage: Eukaryota; Metazoa; Arthropoda; Insecta; Diptera; Culicidae
Exons: 6
Coding region: 1-4629 (1542 amino acids)
Biological process (GO): DNA integration
Molecular function (GO): nucleic acid binding
Source: RefSeq, a predicted model, not a curated record
AUGAAUGUGCGACAAACGAGAUCCAGAUCGAAGGCUAACCUCAAUCAGCAACAUAAUUGUGCUGCAUGCGAUCGACCGGACGAUGCAGACAAACAUAUGAUCGAUGACACUGUAGUCGAUCGCAGUUUCAGCUGCAACGCGUGCAAUCUGGUAGAAUCUACUCUACACAACAACAACAACAACAAAUCAGUAUCCGGUUCAUCAAUUAGUUUGGCGAGAGCGAAUCUUUCUAUCGACCUCCAGAAGCUGGAAGAGAAGAAACGAUUGGAUAAGGCUUACUUGGAGAAAAAAUUCAACAAGUUGAAGGCUUCACUGCAGGAGGAACGCGAAGACAUAAGUGUCAAUAGUCGUCGUAGCUGUUGUAGCAGAUCGAAUAGAGUCCAAAAGUGGAUUCAUGAUCAUUGUUUAUCCGAUCCUGGAAUUACAACCGUACCAAAAGUGGUACCAACAGUAGCUGUACCCCAGGAUUCAAGGCCAGUGGUUACUUCGUCCGGCGCAACGAUGGUGAAUUCGACACCUACAGUUCCGGGAUCAACAUCAGUAGGUAAAGCAGUGACGUCAUCGACCAACGGAGGAUAUCAUCAAAUUAUCAACGCGGUCACUACCACUUCGAUGGAGAAUGCAGCGCCAGCGACCAAUGAAAUUGGAGCUAAAUCACUAGGGGCGGUUCCGAAACAACCACGUGCGAAAUCGUUGCCACUGCAAUGUAUGGCUCCUACCUUACAGGGGAAUGGCGUUAUCGUAAGUAGUGCAAUGACGUCCAUUGGAAUGCAUCAUACAGGGCAACCGAUCAUGUCUCCAAUUGAGUACCCGUCGGCAAUGCAACAACCGAUCUACAACGUUAGUCAACAACAGUUGUCAGCACGUUACGUCAUACCGAAAGAACUUCCUGUGUUUGCUGGUGAUCCAUCUGAGUGGCCUCUAUUUAUCAGCAGCUACAAUAAUUCAACUUCAAUGUGUGGUUAUUCAGAUGCCGAAAACCUUAUGAGGUUGCAACGUUGCUUGAAGGGAAGUGCAAAGGAUGCAGUUUGCAGCUUCUUACUGCACCCUUCUUCUGUUCCCAGAAUUCUCUGUACGCUACAGACAUUGUUCGGGGGGCCGGAGCAAAUAGUUAGUUCUCUCCUCAGUAGGGUACGUGCUGCACCUCCUCCUAAAGCGGAUAGGCUAGAUUCUUUAGUGAGUUUCGGGCUGGCUGUUCAAAACUUCUGUGAGCUUCUGCGGGCAGUGGGACUAGAAACGCAUUUAUCUAAUCCUACCGUGAUGCAAGAAUUGGUGGACAAGCUGCCGUCUAACAUAAAGCUAAACUGGGCACUGCAUACUACCCAACAUACAAACGUGGAUCUUGGAGUGUUUGGGAAUUUCAUGGCUACCAUUGUAGCAGCAGCAAGCAGUGUCACAUUGACGACGGCGUGUGAUAAAAAGUACCGUUGGAAGGAGGAAGGCAAACCGAAGGAUAAGGUAUACGUACAAACGCAUUCAACCCCGGAGAAAAACGAUGAGCAGAUGCAUCAAACAAGUUUCAUGAAGAAGGGGGCAGGCAAACAGUGCAUAGUGUGUGAAAAAGCUGGUCAUAAUAUACGGGAGUGUUUUAGAUUCAAGAACAUGUGUGUAGAAGAUCGUUGGAAGGCGGUACGGCAGCAUCAGCUCUGUCGUCGCUGCCUCGGCUCUCAUGGGCGUUGGCCAUGUAAAGCGGAUGUAUGCGGAGUGGAGCGAUGUUCGGAGAAUCACCAUCGUCUGCUUCACUCGCCGAAGCAGAACCCUUCAGAGAGGUCGACAGUUAGCAGUAAUACAGUGUCAUUGCAUCAUCUGUCGCACGAAUCAACACUGUUUCGUGUGAUUCCAAUCACGUUGUAUGGGAAGAGUCGUUCAGUGGAGACGUUCGCGUUCCUUGACGAUGGAUCAUCGAUUACGAUGAUGGAGCAAGAGCUAGCUGAUCAACUAGCCGAACGAGGAAAACCAAAUCAGCUGUGUUUGCAAUGGACUGGUGGUGUUACAAAAAGGAUUAAUGAUGCGCAGGUGAUGACGUUAAAGAUUUCUGGACGCGAUGUGCAAAAGCAAUACACAUUGAAUAACGUUUACACCGUUGACAAUCUGGAUUUGCCUGUUCAAUCAUUUUGUCAUGAGGAUAUGGCAAAGAAACAUCCACAUCUUCAAGGCAUACCUGUAGGAAGUUAUCGGCAAGCGACUCCAAGGGUCCUGAUCGGACUGAGCAAUGUUAAAUUACUUACAUCGUUAAAAACACGCGAGGGUCGCCAAGGAGAACCAGUCGCAAGCAAGACUAGACUUGAUGAAGAGCUGAAUGAGCUCGUGAAGCAAUAUUUUUCUGUUGAGAGCUUUGGUGUGGCCGUAGUUCCAGUAGCUGAGGGGAGUGAAGAUAGACGUGCUCGAAUCAUUUUGGAUGACACGACAGUGCGUACUAGAUCUGGGAAGUUUGAAACCGGAUUGUUAUGGCAGCAUGACUACGUGGAGUUUCCGGAUAGUCGACCAGCAGCAGUUAAAAGAUUAGUUUGCCUCGAACAUAAGUUGAGUAAAAAUAUUAAUUUGUACGAAAAGGUUCGUGAGCAAAUUUAUCAGUAUGAAAUCAAGGGAUACGCGCAUAGAGCAACGAUAGACGAAUUGAAGCGGUUUGAUCCUCGGCGCACGUGGUUUCUUCCGCUUGGUGUGGCUCUGAAUCCAAGGAAGCCAGAGAAAGUGCAAGUGGUCUGGGAUGCAGCGGCAAAAGUCAACGGAGUGUCUCUAAAUUCGAAGUUGAUGAAAGGUCCGGAUCUAACAGCUUCACUCACGGCAGUUUUGUUUCUAUUUCGUCAAAGGCAAGUGGCGAUAACAGGCGACAUAAAGGAAAUGUUCCACCAGCUGUACAUUCGUCAACAAGAUCGGCAAUCCCAGUUGUUCUUGUGGAGAGAUGAGCCGACAAAACCUAUCGAAACUUACGAUAGCCUUGAGAUGCACGUCUUCGUAGAUGCUAGCGAGUUAGCUUAUACAGCACUCAGCUAUUUUCGUAUAAUUGACCGUGGGAUUGUCCGUGUUGCUCUAGUCGCAGCGAAAUCUGAGGUUGCCCCACUCCAAGCUCUAUCGAUACCCCGACUUGAACUUCAGACAGCCGUACUGGGUGUCAGACUGGCCAAAACGGUAGUGGAACAUCACAGCAUACCGGUACAACGUCGUAUAUUUUGGAGUGACUCCAGUACGUCAGAUGAAAAAGAAUGGCGCUGGGUUCCUACCCGAUUAAAUGUGACCGAUGAAGGCACUAAGUGGACCAAGAUUCCAGAUCUUUCACAGCAUGGUCGCUGGUUUAAAGGACCGGAGUUCCUUUACAAGGAAGAAGCAUUCUGGCCGCAACAAAAUCAACACCUGUCAGAAACAACAGAAGAUUUACGAGUUGUUCAUGUUCACAAACAUCUAAUUACUGAACCAUUAGUUGACUUUAGUCGUUUCUCCAGAUGGGAAAGGCUUUUAGGAGCAUUGAGAUACGUGUAUCGUUUCCUCUGGAGAUCUAAAAGGGUCGAUAGCGAGAAUAUAUCAACAAGAGGCGAACUACAAGCAGCAGAGAGAAUUGUGUGGAAGCAGGUACAAAGCGAAGAAUUUCACGAUGAAAUGGUGAUCCUCAAACGUAACCUGGAACUAGUGAGUAGAGAGCAGCAUCUGCAGCUGCCUAAAUGCAGUCGAAUAAUUAACCUAUCACCCUGUCUUGACGAGUUUGGGGUGAUGCGCAGCGAGAGUCGUUUGGAAUCUGCCAACUUCAUUCAGUACGAUGCCAGGUUCCCGAUAAUCCUCCCGAGGGGACAUCACGCAACAAAUCUUUUAUUAGAUUGGUAUCAUCGUAAGUAUAGACACGAGAACGGAGAAAUAAUCGUCAACGAAAUACGCCAGAGAUUUUCCAUUGCACGAUUGAGAAUUGAAGUGUGGAAGGCAGCUAAACGCUGUCAAUGGUGCCGAGUCUUCAAGGCGGUGCCAAAUGCACCACGAAUGGCUGCUCUUCCUCCCGCCAGGCUCAUGCCAUUCAUUCGACCGUUCACAUGCACCGGAAUCGACUAUUUUGGUCCCUAUCUUAUUGAAAUAGGAAGAAGUUGCGUGAAAAGGUGGGUGGCACUAUUCACCUGCCUCACCAUAAGAGCAGUACAUUUGGAGCCUGUAACGGGUUUAACGACAGAUUCAUGUAAGAAGGCGAUACGGAGAUUCAUCGCGCGUCGGGGUGCACCACAAGAGAUUUUUAGUGAUCAGGGGACAAAUUUCAUCGGAGCGAGCAGAGAAUUGAGGGCCGAAGUGGAGGCAUUGAAUAAUGGAUUGGCGAGCACGUUCACAGAUACUUAUACGCAGUGGCAUUUCAACCCUCCAGCAUCGCCACACAUGGGAGGUUGCUGGGAGCGAAUGGUUCGUGCAGUUAAAGCAGCUAUAAAUUGUGUUCCAGAAGCCAGAAAGUUGGACGAAGAGUCAUUUCAUACGCUGUUGACUGAAGCGGAAUCGAUGAUCAAUUCCAGGCCAUUGACCUACAUACCAUUGAAAAAUUCAGAGGAAGAAUCGCUAACCCCGAAUCAUUUCCUUCUGCUUAAUUUGAAGGGAACUUGUCAGCCGAUGAAGACACCAGUACAAGAUGGUAUUGUACUGAGGAGUAGCUGGAACCUUAUUUAG